ACCUUUGCUACAAUAGGAAAUGCGAAAUUUUGAUGCGUAAACGCACGCCUUAAAACGAAGGUCGCCAUGAUUAGAUGACCUACCGCAGAUGAUAACGCGGCAAAACACAUUCAGCACUAAAUGUGAAGACACUUCUUCCCGUCGAUGCUUACUGUCGCCAUAGCAGCGAUACAACAUGGCGGCCCUCGAGCUGAGAACCUCAAAUGAAUCACCUCAGCCAAACGACCAUUACAUUCACUUAGAUGAAGAUUUGGAUUUGUACGCCCCAGAAACUGACAUUCUUACGCUAGAAAACCUUGUUCCAUCACCAUAUGUUCCCGAUGAAGAUGACGCUACUCUCCAAAACUCGGAUUCGUUUACGAAAGCUGCCGACGACAACGAUGAUGUUGAGUUGUCACCUGGUGGUAUCCUUGAUGAAGAAACAGUUGCCAGAGGGUUGUCCAACCUAGGACUAUCAGCAGAUGGAAUAUACCAGGUUUACCUUGAUGUCACAAUUCCAGGCUUCAGUUUGGUGGAUAUCGGAGUAUUGGGAGAAUUUGCUCAUUUACAGAGGGUGGAAAUCUCCCACAACAAUAUCUCUGACCUUUCACCACUGAGCAAGUUACCAUACUUGUUAUACUUGAAUGCCUCCCACAACAACAUCUCUCAGCUGCUCAACUUUGCCCCUCCCUUCAACCUUCUUGAGGUUGAUCUGUCCUACAAUCAGAUCAACAAUAUGAGUGAUCUCUCAGCCCAUCAUGCACUGAGGAAGCUUGUUUUGGACAAUAAUCUCAUCACUGAGAUCAAAGGGCUAGAGAACUGCCAGUGCUUGAAGAGCCUAAGUCUUGCACACAAUCAUUUGGAAGCCAUACAGGGGCUCGACAAUCUUCCUCUGCAGUACCUUAAUCUGUGUCAUAACAUGAUCAAAAGAAUUGAAAAUAUUGGAUCCUUGAAUAACCUCAGGAAUCUGAAUUUAUCUGGAAACAAAGUGCGAAGUUUGCAGGGUCUUGAAGGCCACAAUGUUCUUGAGUCCAUUGAUCUGGAGGAUAAUGAGGUCAUCGAUAUUGUGGAAAUUCAGCACAUCCAGCAGUUGGGAAUGUUGCGUGAACUGAACCUUCUUCGCAAUCCUAUCCAGGAAUUGCCAUAUUAUCGCUUGGCCAUCCUUUUCCACAUUCCUAGACUUUGUCUACUUGAUCGCCAUAAAGUGGAAGUUGAAGAAAAGGUGUCUGCAAAGAACACCUUCGAUGCAUCACUGGAAGUGAUAGCAGCUAGAGAUCACAUUAUGCAUGUUGUAUACAGCUUCCUCCAGCCUCAGCGUAUUUGGGACAGUACUUUGCCCAGUGUGGAGACCCCAUACCCAAUGUUGGUACUAGUGGGACCUCAGGGAAGUGGGAAAAAGGAAUUGUCGAUGAAGCUGGUGGAAGAAUUUGCUGACUACUUUGGAUAUGGUGUUUCACACACAACUCGCCUACCACGUCCUCAUGAAGAAAAUGGUAAAGACUACUACUUUGUGUCUUUGGAAAGGUUUGAAAUAGACGUCAAAAUGGGUCAGUUCAUCCAAACACAUAAAAUUGAUGAUACGUGGUAUGGGCUACAGAUGGAAUCUAUAGAGUGUGUGGCCAGAGAAGGGUUGGCUUGUGUCAUCCACAUGGAGCUGGAGGGUGUGUUGACACUUAAGAAUACCUACUUUGAACCUCGAUAUGUUCUCAUCAUUCCACUGGAAAAAGAAGCAUAUGAGCGGCGUUUGCAACAAUGUGGCCUAUACACUGAAUCACAGAUUGAGCACAUACUCAGGCGUGCAGACCUUUAUUGCAAGUACAACCAGGACCACCCAGGCUUUUUUGAUAUGAUGAUCAGCAGUGAGGACAUAGCUGAAGCAUACCAUAAGUUGCGAAGACUGGUAAUGGAUUACCUGGGUAUCAGUUCUCUAUCACCUGUCGCACAAGCAAACAACAUGAAUGAAGCAGGUAAAAGUGAGACACAGCAUGCUGCUUCAGGAGAGACAUCUACCAAUCAAACAACAGGUCAAUCUCGGCCAAAGCUCUCAGGGACUGAGCACACUUCACCAACAAGAUGUCAUGUCAGUUCUGCUGUAGGAAAAGGAAUUGUGGAGGAAGAAUCUAUUAGACGACGUCAAAGUGCUGCCAAGGAGGUUGUUACUGGAUAUGUUCCCCCCAUUUACGAACAGCUGCUUGCACAGUAUCCACGAAUGACACCCGAACAGCAAGGAGUCAGCAGGACUUGGACAAUGACAGUGAUGCACUCAUCAAUAAUAAUGCCAACUCGUCUAACAUGCCACAUGUUCCAAUCAUCCCAGGCCAGCAUGCUCUCACCACCAGCAGCACCUCCCAAAGCUCCAGUCUAUCUGACCUUGACUCUGCCACAGAAUUUCAGCAUCUCUCACCCCGGAUAAAUAGCAGACCCCAGGCACCAGACUCCAAUCCAAACCUUGUGCUGUCCAAGAGGAUCAGCCCUCUUGAUCUGGUCCUUGACAGUGAGCUUGGUUCUCUGACCCAGAGAAAUAUUCAUGAGCCAAGACCACCUUCCACAUCCAGGAUGAUAGGCUCAGGACAAGGAAGCCGACCUGGGUCAAACAGGCACAAAAUCUUGCCCCCUAUUGUUGCCCAGUAAUGACAAACAGUGAUUGGCAUGGUAAUGCUAGAAGAGAUUUGCACGGAACAUUGACAGCUUCCAGCAGACAUUUGAUUUUGACAAUUAAAACUAAAAACUUUACGAUCAAAUUAAAAAUGAAUUUAAAAAUCCUUUCUCAAGAUAUAAAUGGAAUGUUCUGAACAUUCAUGUAUAGCUGAGGUUUUUUUUUAAAAAAGGUACUUUUGUUUUCUGCGAGUUAUAUGAGAGGAUCAUUGCAUGACUCUUUAUUUGGAAAUACACUACAAAACUUUAUAAAAUGCUAAAUAAAGACCACAAAAAAGUAUUGCUAGAUAUUAUCAUGUGAUAUUCUGUAACAUAUUUUAGUAUUUCUAAUACUUAGAGAAAUGCUGUAAUGGCAUUAAUAUCAAACCUAAAUAAAUUAUGACAUAUUGCAGUAA
Molecule: messenger RNA, 3029 nt
Organism: Pomacea canaliculata
Lineage: Eukaryota; Metazoa; Mollusca; Gastropoda; Architaenioglossa; Ampullariidae
Product: leucine-rich repeat and guanylate kinase domain-containing protein-like
Exons: 17
Coding region: 176-2392 (738 amino acids)
Cellular component (GO): cytosol
Molecular function (GO): protein binding; GMP kinase activity
Source: RefSeq, a predicted model, not a curated record